This is a messenger RNA of Charadrius vociferus (killdeer), 468 nucleotides long. RefSeq names its product leucine-rich single-pass membrane protein 1 (gene LSMEM1). Bases 1 to 468 code for a protein of 155 amino acids. The record is from RefSeq and is a predicted model, not a curated record. The transcript has 3 exons. NCBI's taxonomy places the organism in Eukaryota, Metazoa, Chordata, Aves, Charadriiformes, Charadriidae.
AUGGAGAGGCCUUCCUUGGAAAUUAACCUGCCUGAUACUCACGAAGAAGGAAAACUUUAUGUAGUUGACUCCUUAAACAACCUAAACAAACUAAAUGUUUGUCCAGAUGGAUCCCAACAUGCACUAGAUGUGGAAGAGAACACUGGUGAUACUGAAGAAAAUACAUCAGGGAGCAACAUUAGAAACCAGUGUUUGUUCUUCAUCACCUUUAUUCUUACUUUGAUCAUCAGUUUGGCACUUGUUUCGUUUGUAAUAUUCUUAAUAAUUCAAACUAGAAACAAGAUGGACCAAAUAUCAAGCAGACUAAUAUCUGAAAAGAAGAACAUAGAAGAGCUUAAGAAAAUGAACAAUAUGAUAUUAAAGCAUCUAAAUCAAUCAGGAAUUAAAAGGAGAUACCUCUUCACACAGUCUCCUGAUCUUCAUGAUUACCUCUUUACCCAUGCUGAGCUGAAAGUCCCUGGAGAAUAG